CGCUCGCCGCUCCCCACGGUCGCCCUAGCGCCGCCACUACACCCCAGACCCCCAAAUCGCGAGACUCCCCGCGGCGGCGCGCCGGCAGGAUGGGAGACGAGGCGGCGAAGCACCUGGAGACGGCGCGGGCGGACCGCUCCGUGUGGCUCAUGAAGUGCCCCCCGGUCGUCUCCCAAGCUUGGCAGGGCGCCUCCUCCUCCUCCGGCGAAGCUAACCCUAACCCGGUUGUCGCCAAGGUCGUGCUGUCCCUCAACCCCCUCAGCGCCGCCGAGCCCACCCUCCAGUUCAAGAUGGAGAUGGCUCAAACUAGGGAAACUAGCACUUGCAAUUUGCCAAAGAGUUACUCGUUGAAUAUGUUCAAGGAUUUCGUACCCAUGUGUGUUUUUUCUGAGAAUGGUCAAGGAAAACACUCGUGUGAAGGAAAAGUAGAGCAUAAGUUCGACAUGGAGCCUCACAAGGAUAAUUUAUUAAACUACGCAAAGUUAUGCCGUGAAAGAACACAAAAGUCCAUGGUCAAAACUAGAAAAGUGCAGGUACUUGAUAACGACCACGGAAUGAGCAUGAGACCCAUGCCUGGCAUGGUUGGUCUGAUAACUUCUGGUUCCAAGGAGAAGAGGAAGCCGACACCAACCAAACCAUCUGACGUCAAGAGGACACGUAGGGAUCGUCGGGAACUGGAGAAUAUCAUCUUCAAGCUUUUUGAAAAGCAGCCUAACUGGGCACUGAAGGCACUAGUGCAAGAAACUGACCAGCCAGAGCAAUUCCUGAAGGAGAUAUUGAACGAUCUGUGUAUGUACAACAAACGAGGGCCGAACCAGGGAACCCACGAGCUCAAGCCUGAAUACAAGAAAUCGUCAGAGGAGGCCGCCGCUGAUGCUUCGUGAACAUGUUCUGUGUAUUUGACUGUUGCUGUAUAACUGAGAUACCGAGAACCCCUUGGCCUGAUGUGCUGAGCUAUGGGUAGUCUGUUGACUACUCUUGCUGAAUACCCCAGAUGCUCGUGUUGUAUUCUGUUUGCGUUUUAAGAGGGGUUGUUGUAACCGUAAGGGGAAGCUGGUACAUAUAUGACACAUGUUACAGAUUUAAAAAAAAAAGAUCUAUUGAACCGCAUGGAAGAUCGUUUGAUCAGUAA
Messenger RNA from Lolium rigidum, 1132 nucleotides. Its product is annotated as general transcription factor IIF subunit 2-like. Gene Ontology annotation, cellular component: transcription factor TFIIF complex. Lineage: Eukaryota; Viridiplantae; Streptophyta; Magnoliopsida; Poales; Poaceae. The record is from RefSeq and is a predicted model, not a curated record. The coding region runs from base 90 to 884 and encodes 264 amino acids. The transcript is spliced from 6 exons. Gene Ontology annotation, biological process: transcription by RNA polymerase II; transcription initiation at RNA polymerase II promoter.